AUGGCGGCGGCGGGAAGCGGUGCUGAGGAGGCAGCGGCGGGCGGUGAUGGCGGCCCGCCCGUACCGCCGGCGGCGCCGGGCCGCGCCCAGGUCUUCGCCACCGUGGUGGACACCUUCCUGGAGAAGCUGGUGGCAGCCGGGAGCUACCAGAGGUUUGCAAACUGCUACCGCUGCUUCUACAAGCUGCAGCCCGAGAUGACCAGGAGCAUUUACGAUCAGUUUAUAUCCCAGCUGCAGACGUCCAUCAAGGAGGAGAUCCAGGAGGUAAAGGAUGAAGGGAAUCUGGAAGUGCUCUUUAAUUCGCUGGAUAAGAUCGUGGAGGAGGCAAAGAACCAGGAAGAGCCUGCGUGGCGUCCCAGCGGGAUCCCAGAAGAGGACAUUUGCAGCGCGAUGGUGCCGUACCUCCUUAAGCACAGGUCGUACUUGCGGAAAGUCCUCAAGGAGAAGGAGGAAGAGAACAGGAAGGUAGCGGAGUCUGUGCUUGCAGGGAGGGAUGGGAUUGCAGAGCUGCAGCAGCUGAUACAAGCUCGCAAACAUGCCUGGCAGGCAAUUAGUAAAGAGCAACGAGAACUCAUGAGGACGUUCAAGGAGCCGCAGUGAGGCCGCGGGGAGGUCCUGCGUGUG
Gavia stellata (red-throated loon) is the source of this 624-nucleotide messenger RNA. It is a transcript of the gene PMF1, whose product is annotated as polyamine modulated factor 1. Gene Ontology annotation, biological process: chromosome segregation. Bases 1 to 600 code for a protein of 199 amino acids. Gene Ontology annotation, cellular component: MIS12/MIND type complex. The transcript is spliced from 5 exons. Lineage: Eukaryota; Metazoa; Chordata; Aves; Gaviiformes; Gaviidae. The record is from RefSeq and is a predicted model, not a curated record.